UGAAAAUAAACCCAAUUGGAACAUGUGUAUCAGUUAUACCAUUCACUGCAGAAUGUUACUGCUGGCAGUGUGUACAUUGUUGCUGUGGGGAGCGGCGUACUCUGAUACAACCGUCACAAUCUACAACGAAUGGCUCUCCCAGGGUGGACGUGUCCAUUAUGAAGUUGACAGAUGGAACAAACAUAACGGACUCGACCAUCCGAAUCUAAUUCCAAAGUGUAAAUCUAUCGGAACCGCAACAGGGCGCUGGAUGAACAGAGACCUGAACGACCAUCUCUUUGCAAAUUGGCACCAGAACCCGAGUCGCCAUGGCUAUCCAGACCCAAACUAUCUCAACGACCAUGCCCUCCAAUCAAAGAUGUUCGGGUACUAUAUGGAGCAACUGCAAGGAUAUGGGAGUGGCAUCAACAACAUGGUUUGGGUUAUAAACGGUAUGACCUGGCCUGGAUGGAUGGAUAAGUCCCACCACCAGGGCAAAUUCCCCAACAACGUAGAUGCUGCUGGCGAAUUUGUGUCACUGAUGGUCCAAAGUGCUAAAGAUAAAACCGGUGGACACAUACCGCACAUAUUUGAAGUCAUCAACGAACCUGAGGUUCACAACAUUGGCGACCAAACAAUUAUUGAUUUCCACAGGGUUGUCGCUCAAAAGCUAAAGUCCAGGUUCGGAACGAAAGUGGCAGGACCAACAUACACUGGCUAUAGCAUUGUUAAGUCUGAUGCUAACAACUUCAGCAUUUGGAAGAGAACAGCAAAGUUUCUGGACAUGUCUCUUGAUCACUUGGACUUCUUCUCUUUCCACGUCUACAACCAUCUGUAUGUGACUGGUGGAAGUCAUCACCACAGUGGCGCAAACGAGGUUCGUCUCGUCGCUGCUAUCGACAUGAUAGAAAAUUACUCUCAUCUCAAGAAAGGAAAAAACGUGCCUUUAAUUGUAAGUGAAUUCGGCAGAGGUGGUGUGCAUGGCCUGGACCAGUGGAAACCUAAUAGUCUCAUAGACUUUGAAACAGUUUACCAACCAAACGGGUUCAUGUUUACCUUCCUCAAUCUGAGAGAAUUUAUGGAACGAGUCAUUGUGUUUAUGCUCUCCAAUGAACAAUACCCAGGCCACACUAGCCUCAACUGGUCACUAUUUACCAACGAUGGACGUGAGACUACCAUGGCAACAUUCUUCAAAUUUUGGCACAACUUUUAUUAUGAUCAGAAGUUUCUCAAGUUUUCCAGCCAGUACACAGGUUGGGAGAGAUCAGUUGCACCAUUAGCCUUGGCUAACCCUCACAACAAAGAGUUGGUGGUUCUUCUGCACAACUAUGGAACUGCCUGGCAGAAUGUAAAGUUAGACUUCCACGGUGGAUGGAUCAAUCCUACAGUUGGCGAAUCAACAUGUAUCCAGUACCAAAACGGAAAAACACAAAUGCAUUCCAAUGUCCACUUUGACACAACAAAGUACAACGGACAUGUUGGUCUGCCGGGAGAGUCGACGUGUUUCUACAAGUUUAAAACAAACUACAACUUUGAUGGUGUACGCACCAACAACGAAAACACAUACUAUGGCACCGAUAUGGUCAUCCCCAUCAGCAACGGACAUGCACAGACCACCAUCCAUCUACCCAGCUCAGGCUACCAUACAUCACAUCUUAGAAUAGGCGUUAGCCGUGACAAAAACGCCAAUGGAAAACCCCACAGUGUCGUGUUCAAUGGGUAUACCCUGCCUUCAGCCCUAACGUUGUACGACGCUGAAAAGGGCCAGUCAUCAACGAAAUGGGAGGUAUGGGAGUACUUGGUACCAACUGAUCACGUUAAAUCUACUAACACCAUCAGCAUGACCUUUGAUGGAAAUGGCGGUCACGUGUCUUCAGUAGCGUUGGUCGUCGGAAAACUUCAAUAAAUUAUUAUAUUUCA
Haliotis rufescens (red abalone) is the source of this 1899-nucleotide messenger RNA. RefSeq names its product beta-porphyranase A-like. NCBI's taxonomy places the organism in Eukaryota, Metazoa, Mollusca, Gastropoda, Lepetellida, Haliotidae. The transcript has 3 exons. Bases 23 to 1885 code for a protein of 620 amino acids. The record is from RefSeq and is a predicted model, not a curated record.